Messenger RNA from Schizophyllum commune H4-8, 1296 nucleotides. RefSeq lists its product as uncharacterized. The transcript has a single exon. Lineage: Eukaryota; Fungi; Basidiomycota; Agaricomycetes; Agaricales; Schizophyllaceae. The record is from RefSeq and is a predicted model, not a curated record. Gene Ontology annotation, molecular function: zinc ion binding; nucleic acid binding. The coding region runs from base 1 to 1296 and encodes 431 amino acids.
AUGGGUCCUCCGGCUGAUUCUUUGUCUGGGCGGUUCGGAGUGAUUGGAUCAGGCGUGAAUGAUGUGACGAACGAUAUCGCCGAAAUUCAGAAAGGACUGGACGAGAUCGACAGCCCUCGCCUUGAACGCAACAAGGAACGAGCUCGGAGGCGUGCCGCAGGUGAAGAGAGCGUCUCGGACGAUGAGCAGGAAACGGAAGAUGUAAUUCGUUACCGGAGGUUGAUCGACGUAGUCAAACGCGCCCGGGCCGCUCAAGAAGGGGAACUGGCGAGUGGGACAGGCGAUCCUGCACAGACGACCGCCUCCACCACGGGAAGCGGAGCACAGUCGGCUUCGAGAGUCCCGCAGACGUCCUCGACGACCACAUUCCCUACCCCUAUUCCUCCGGUACUUCCUGCGCAUCUGAAGUCCAACCCAUUCAAUGAUGCGGCGGUACUCGCUAAUACCUUCAACACAAUCGACGACUCCAUCACUUCCCACCUCCAAGCGCUCGCGUUUAACAGUAUCUCCUCACCGCUCACCUUGUUCCAGACCGACUUCAUCUCCCGCCUCAGGAAGGGACAAGGGCUGAAGUUCCAGCCCCUGGGACAUGGGGACAACGCGAAGCCGAGAUUGCUUGACUGGGAGACGAUGAAGGCCGACGAUGAGCGGCAUACGGCGCGCGACCAAUGGCAGACAGCAUAUAACACGUUCCUCCGCUUCAUUGCCUCUCUCGCCGACCCCGGACAAGGAGACGCAAUCUCGGAGGGAUGGGCGAGGCACUACAACCGCAUGAUAUCCGACCCCGACUUCAUGCCCCAGUUCCCUGCGUUCCGCGACUUCAACAUCGAUAUGCGUGCUCAGUUCUUUCAACGGCGCUUCGUCGUGAAUCCUGACGACCCGAAGUGGGAGAGUAUGCUCAACUCGGCGAAGAUCCGACAUGCCCGCGAUCCGAUUGCUGCUCCCCUCCCCUUCACACCUCCCUCGGCAUCCUCCCCUCCGCGGCUCUCUCGCUCUCUCCCUCCCCCUCGACCGCAUCCUUACGUGCAGUCCUUUCGAGAAGAACCGCUCUGCCUCCGAUGUGGCCUACCCGGACAUCGCGCAUCUGCAUGCGUCGCCACGACGCCCAGCAAGCCUGGGCGCCAGUUCUUCGUCGACUGCAGCUUCGGGCGCAUCGUCACGAAGGAUGAUAGGCACGUCUGCGUGCGCUACAACCUCGGCAAGUGCACCUCCACCCCAUCCGUUGGAGCGCACGGCGCCCACAUCUGCUCGCUCUGUGGUGCAAAUCACGCCGCCACCCAGUGCACUCGUAACUGA